This is a messenger RNA of Mya arenaria, 1407 nucleotides long. RefSeq names its product coadhesin-like. NCBI's taxonomy places the organism in Eukaryota, Metazoa, Mollusca, Bivalvia, Myida, Myidae. The transcript is spliced from 11 exons. The record is from RefSeq and is a predicted model, not a curated record. Bases 1 to 1407 code for a protein of 468 amino acids.
AUGUUUACAGGCACCUUGGCAGCACACAACAAGCGGUUUAUUGCGUCUGGUCAAAGGGCUGCUUCGACUUCAAUGCCGCUGUUUGAUACAGCGUCUUUCCAAUGGACGCCGUGGAGCGCAUGGACGAAUUGUGACGCAACAUGCGACGUCACUGGAUCUCACACGAAGACGAGACAGUGUGAAGAUAUGGACAAUGACGGAGAAAUGAGCGACAUCAUCAACUGCAUGGGAGCCAGCUCUGGUGGAGAUGACAAAAGGCGCCGGAAGCGUGGCAGCACCAAAGUGAUACAAACAGAAACCAAACCAUGCAACGCAACUGGCUGCCACGGUUCUUGGGGCGCAUGGACGAUGUACAGCACGUGCUCACAGUCGUGUGGUGAAGGGGUUUCUGUCCGCACGAGGAGAUGUGACAAUCCGGCGCCUGGCAACGGGGGCGCACCUUGCAACGGACUCGCACAUCAAUUCGUCAUAUGUAACGAAGGCCCUUGUCCAAUCGACGGUGGAUGGAGUAACUGGACAGCAUCGACUUGUAGUGUCACGUGCGGCCAGGGUGUCCAGGCUCACUUCCGGAACUGUAACAACCCCACACCACAGCAUGGCGGCCAGGCAUGCAUGGGCGACCACCUGAAGUUCAACCACUGUGGUGCUCCAUGUGCAGUUGACGGCGUAUGGUCUACAUGGACUAAUUGGACCACGUGCUCCGUCACUUCCGGAUCUGGGCUGCGCGUGCGCAUGCGGUUGUGCGCCAAUCCGGCGCCGAAAAAUGGUGGUGUAGCGUGUGCAGACGGCGGAUGGAGCAAUUACACGAGUCAGCCAUGUAGCGUUACUUGUGGAGACGGGGUAACUAUCGCCAUUCGCAACUGUAAUAAUCCUAGCCCCGCCUACGGAGGACAAGACUGCGAGGGGCUUUCUCACAAGUUUGAACACUGCAACAUAAGACCAUGCCCCUCGGUCACGGCUGAACAAGACGGAGGCUGGAGCGCCUGGUCAGAGUACAGCAACUGUAGUUCUACGUGUGGCUCCGGUCACCGUACUCGAGUACGCACCUGCACUGACCCGGCUCCCGAGGGCGGGGGUCAUGUGUGUGUUGGCCCCUCAUUGGACAGGGCCCUAUGUGAUAAUGGACCGUGUCCAGAUAAUAUCCACAUCUGUGACAGCAAGCUGGUCCAGUACGCGAUACAGACACAACAAGCUAUCUUGCCUUUACAAAAACCACCUUGCAGUAAUAUGGAGUUCAUCAGUCAGCAGAUGAUGCUUGUUGACCUUUGCUCUGCUCCGAGUGACUACAGCAACUGGGUGCUAGGAGAGGAUGUAAAGAUGGCUACGGAACAAUGCGAUAUCGGUGUGUUAGAGGUCACUGUUAAUCUUGCGCAUGUUGACAACAACAUUUAUACAGUCACGUGGUGA